CUGCGUCCCGAGCGACCUGAUCCUCCAGCCCGCCCAGCCGGGCUGAGGGGCGUCGGUUCCCUUUUCGGUUCCCGGCAGGCGGCGGGGGAGCCAGGGACGCCGAAACGUUUUCGAUUAUAGGCUGUUUUUAAUUAAAAGCCAGAAUUCAGCCAUUUUAACUGCAUUCAAGAGGGGGAGAAAAGUAGGGAGAACGCAGCGGAGCCCGCAGAUGGCCAAGCCAGCUUCCCUACCAGAGCGAGGGUGUUCUGGGGAGCUUCACCCCGACUUCCCCAAAGUGGGGCUCCGGGGCAUGCUCCGAAGCGCUGGCUUUUAGGAGAUAGCUAUACAAAGAACAUAAAAAAAAAAAAAGCACGGAAAGCUCAUCGCCUCCUUAAGACAUGUAUCCUCGGAUGCGGGGAUCUUAGAUUUUUCCAAAGUAAACGCGGAUCUGGUAACCAGAGCCUGAUGGGAGACAGCGAGGAAGGGAGGGGGGUGUUUGUAACCAAAACCCGGUUAAAAUAAGCACCCUUAGCAAAAUUGGGGAGGCAGGCUGGAGGAAGCUGGGGGCUUUGCGGAUCGGGGGGUUGGGCGCCGGUCGCGGGGCGCUUGGCGGGCACAGGGAGCCGGAGGCACCCACGCGAUCCGCAGCUCUAGGAGCGCCGGGGACUCCCGGAGUCGGAACCCGAGCAUCUGCGGGCAGAGAGCUACGGCUGGGCUGGCUCCAGGACCCCCUCCCGCCCCCACGGGAAUCGGCAAAUGGCAAAUCUUCUAAACAAACAGCUUUAAACUGAAACUACAGGGGGAUUUACCCCACAGGGGGAUCUACCCAACGCGAGGGGAGGCGCCCCUCGGUCGGGCCGCUGAGGGAAGGUUUUCUUUGUAGGCUAUUUUUGGGGUUGCGGGAAGCUGGGGUAGCAGCGAGCCCGUUGAGAAGCCCCUUGCUUCCCCUCUGACCCCCUCCCCCAAUCUCCCGCGCCUGGCCACGUCCUCGGGGCCGCAGCAUUCCCAGACCAGGGCGUUGGAAAAUGAAACCAAAGCUUGUUUUGAAGGAUUCUUUCCAGUCCUCAGGCGAGAAUGCCACGUCUCGGGGCCUCGGACUCAAGACUCGCGACUCUCAGUGGCCCGAGGGGGGCGGCGGGAGGGGGCCGCGAACCUCUUUAAAAAUAACCCCCCUUUGCUCCCUCUCUCCCGAAAAAAAAAAAAAAAUUCGGCUGCUCGAGGCGAGCUCAGGGGAAACCAAAGUCAGAAAAGGGAGGCUAGGGGCCAAAAAAGGUUAAAUAUUAAACACUGAGGAUUAGAUAGUGGCACAGUGUUUAGGAAGACAUUUCGAACUGCUCAAGGAAAGGUUUCACGGUUUGAAGCCUGGAGCAUGUGACGCCCAGGAUUCAAACCCGUUGGGGAGACGCCGUGUGCGCUGCUUCGCGCAGCUCCGCCUGGCCGCCCGGAGGGGCCCCACUGCCGGCCGCCUGUGCGCGCCGGGCCGAGGGCCCGCCGCCGAGCGCAAGCCCCGCUGGCCGCCGCCACCAUGCCCGCCGCGGAGCCCCCGCCGCCCGAGGACUCUGGGACUACGCCGAGGCCGAACUUUUAGGUCCCACUGAGCGAGGCCCGCGGGCCAGGUGGGGGGCUGGCCGCGGCACUCCCGUGGAGGAUGGAUGGCCGAGACUUUGGGCCCCCGCGGUCCGUGCACGGCCCCCCGCCGCCGCUGCUGUCCGGCCUGGCCAUGGACAGCCACCGCGUGGGCACAGCCACGGCUGGACGCCUGCCUGCCUCGGGCUUGCCCGGCCCGCUGCCGCCCGGGAAGUAUAUGGCUGGCCUCAACCUCCACCCGCACCCGGGCGAGGCCUUCUUGGGCAGCUUUGUGGCCAGCGGGAUGGGACCCUCAGCCUCAUCCCAUGGGAGCCCAGUGCCCCUACCCUCUGACCUCUCCUUCCGCUCCCCUACCCCCAGCAACCUGCCCAUGGUGCAGUUGUGGGCUGCCCAUGCCCAUGAAGGCUUCUCCCACCUGCCCAGUGGGCUGUACCCAUCCUACCUCCACCUGAACCACCUGGAGCCCCCCAGCAGUGGGAGCCCCCUCCUCAGCCAGCUGGGCCAGCCCAGUAUUUUCGAUACCCAGAAAGACGGUUUCUACCUGCCUGCCCCGGGGGCCCCAGGCGCCCCGCACUCUCAUGCACCCUCCUCCAGGACCCCCGGCAGCCACUCCUCGGGCGCCCCUGCCAAAGGCUCGUCGCGGGAAGGUCCACCCAAGGAGCGGGCAAGCCGCGGCGGGGAGCCGCCCCCACUGUUCGGAAAGAAGGACCCACGGGCCCGCGAGGAGGCGGCAGGGCUGCGUGGCGUUGUGGACCUGACUCAGGAGGCGCGGGCAGAGGGCCGCCAGGACCGCGGACCCCCGCGCCUCGCUGAGCGCCUGUCGCCCUUCCUGGGAGAGCUGGGGCCACCACGGGCACCGGGCGCGGCCACCACUGACUCCAAGGGCAAGAACCUGUCGCUGCCAUCGGCACUGAGCCUCUGCAACGGCGCGGGGGAUGCGGGGCUCCCAGCGCUGGUGGCUGAGGCGGCCCGCGGCGCCAAGGAGGCAGCGCGCCAGGACGAGACUGUGCGCCUGCGGCGCGCAGAGGCCCUGCUGCCUGGGCCGUGCCCCUGCCCUUCACCGCUACCGCUGCCGCCCGGCAAGGGCCCGCCCGCACCUCCUGCCCCGGCCGGGGCUUUUGCCGCGCCCCAGCCCGCCCCCGCCAGCGUCUACACCAUCUUCCCCACAGCCGCGGCGGCGCGAGAGCCCGGCCGCGAGCACCGCGUGGUGGCGCCCACCUUUGUGCCUUCCGUGGAGGCCUUCGACGAGCGCCCGGGGCCCAUCCAGAUUGCAUCGCAGGCGCGCGACGCCCGGGCCCGGGAGCGCGAUGCAGGCAGGCCCGGAGUCCUACAGGCGCCACCCGGGUCUCCGCGGCCGCCCCUGGACAGGCCCGAGGUGCUGCGCGAGAAGAACUCAGUGAUCCGCUCGCUCAAGCGGCCGCCUCCCGCCGAGGCCCCGCCGGCACGGACCUCGCGUGCCUCCCCGGACGCCCGCGCCUACCUCCCGGCCAAGGAACUGCUCAAGCCCGAGGCCGAGCCGAGGCCCUGCGAGCGCGCCCUCCGAGCGUCCGCCGCCGCUCCUCAGCAGACCGCCAAGCUCUUCGGCCUGGAGCCCGGGCGGCCGCCCCCGCCCACCGGCCCUGACCAUAAGUGGAAGCCUUUCGAGCUGGGCAACUUUGCCACCACGCAGAUGGCUGUGCUGGCCGCGCAGCAUCACCAUGCCAGCCGUGCCGACGAGGAGGCCACGGCUGUCUCCAAGAAGGCCUACUUGGACCCCGGGGGCGCGCUUCCCCGCGCCGCGGCCACCUGCUCCAGGCCGGGCGCUGACGUGCACGCGGUGGCCCAUGGGCCUGGAGAGGCCUCGGCCAUGCAGAGUCUCAUCAAGUACAGUGGCAGCUUUGCCCGCGAGGCUGUGGCAGUGCGCCCUGGUGGCUGCGGCAAGAAGAGCCCCUUUGGAGGCCUAGGCACCAUGAAACCUGAGCCUGCCCCCACCGCAGCAGGUACCCCGCGCACCCAGAGCCGCCUCCUCCACCCUGCGGGCCCUGCAGCAGGUGGUGGCCGGCAGCUGAAGCGGGACCCGGAGAGGCCCGAGAGCGCCAAGGCUUUUGGGCGCGAGAACUCGGGUGCCCAGGGGGAGGCAGAGGUUCGACACCCGCCGGUUGGCAUUGCGGUGGCUGUGGCCCGGCAGAAGGACAGUGGUGGCAGUAGCCGGCUGGGGCCUGGCCUGGCGGACCAGGAGCGCUCCCUGUCGCUGAGCAGUGUCAAAGGGCACAGCCGAGCAGAUGAGGACUGUGGGGAUGAGCGGGCCAAGCACCGGGAAGAGCGGCUGCUGGGUGCACGGCUGGACCGGGACCAGGAGAAACUGCUCAGAGAGAGCAAGGAGCUGGCUGACCUGGCCCGCCUGCACCCCACCAGCUGUGCUGCUAAUGGCCUGAACCCCAACCUCAUGGUGACUGGGGGCCCCGCGCUGGCGGGCUCUGGUCGCUGGUCUGCUGACCCUGCAGCCCACCUGGCCACUCACCCCUGGCUGCCCCGCUCGGGCAGCACGUCCAUGUGGCUCGCUGGACACCCCUACGGCUUGGGCUCCCCGUCUCUGCACCAGGGCAUGGCACCCGCCUUCCCUCCCGGCCUGGGAGGCUCCCUGCCGUCGACCUACCAGUUUGUUAGGGACCCCCAGUCGGGCCAGCUGGUGGUCAUUCCCAGUGAUCACCUGCCUCACUUUGCGGAGCUCAUGGAGAGGGCCGCCGUGCCACCCCUCUGGCCUGCGCUGUACCCGCCGGGCCGCGGUCCCCUGCACCACGCGCAGCAGCUUCAGCUCUUCUCCCAGCAGCACUUCCUGAGGCAGCAGGAGCUUCUGUACCUGCAGCAGCAGGCAGCCCAGGCCCUGGAGCUGCAGAGGAGUGCCCAGCUGGUGCAGGAGCGGCUGAAGGCCCAGGACCACCGGGCAGAGAUGGAGGAGAAGGUGAGCAAGAGGAGCCUGGAGGCUGCCGGCAAGGCUGGCCUGGCCGCCACAGGCCCUGGGCUUCUGCCUCGGAAGCCCCCUGGCCUGGCCGCCGGUGCUGCGGGCACCUACAGCAAGGCCAUGAGCCCGCCGCCUUCUCCCCGUGCCUCCCCUGUGGCUGCCCUGAAGGCCAAGGUCAUCCAGAAGCUGGAGGACGUUUCCAAACCGCCUGCCUACACCUACCCUGCCACGCCCAGCUCCCACCCCACCAGCCCUCCCCCCGCCUCCCCUCCGCCCACCCCUGGUAUCACCCGCAAGGAAGAGGCCCCUGAGAAUGUCAUUGAGAAGAAGGACUUGGAGCUGCAGAAGGAAGCCCCCAGCCCCUUCCAGGCCUUGUUCUCAGAUAUGCCACCCAGGUACCCGUUUCAGGCCCUGCCACCACACUACGGGAGGCCCUAUCCGUUCCUGCUGCAGCCCACGGCGGCCUCCGAUGCCGACGGCCUGGCCCCUGAUGUGCCACUCCCGGCAGAUGGGUCUGAGCGCCUGGCCCUCUCACCUGAAGACAAGCCCAUCCGCUUGUCUCCCUCCAAGAUCCCAGAACCACUGCCGGAGGGCCCAAGUGAAGAGCCGCUGGCAGAGCGGGAGGUGAAGGCGGAGAUAGAGGACAUGGACGAGGGUCCCACAGAGCUGUCCUCCCUUGAGUCACCACUGUCACUGCCUCCUGAGGAAACCAUGGUGGCCCCCAGCCCCGCAGGCAGCUGUGAAGGCGGCCUGUUGGAGGCCCAGGCACUGAGUGCUGGUGGGCAGGGGGGCGCCGAGUGCUCCGGGUGCCCAGACUUUGCCAAGGGGGCUGAAGCGCAGGUGGAUUCACUGGGCCGGACAGAACCCUGUGCGGCUUCCCCGGACCUGGGGGCGCAGCUGACGCCUGAGACGCUGGUGGAGACUAAGGAAGAGCCUGUGGAGGUGCCCGUCGAUGUGCCCAUGACCCUGCCUGUGGCCGAGGUAGUGCCCAAGGAGGGCCUGGCCCAGGUGGCCCACAGCGAGCCCCUGCCUGGCCUAGAACUGGCAGAUGGCGACAUACCCCCCAGGAGGGGAGACUGCCUGAGCCUGGAAGCCCGGGUGGCCCCACCUGUACCUGGUAGCACCUGCUUCCUGGAAGAGGCAGGCUCCGACCCAUUCCUGCCUGUCCUGGAGGACCCGCUGGCCGGCAUGAAUGCCCUGGUGGCGGCUGCAGAGCUGCCCCAGGCCAGGCCUCUGCCCUCCCCCACCGCUGGAGCCCAGACCCCAGAGAAGCUGGAGGCCGUGCAGAGCCUGGUCCUGGAGCAGGGCUUCCUGCACGGCAUCACCCUGCUGAGCGAGAUCGCGGAGCUGGAGCUGGCGAAGAGGAGCCAGGAAGUGGGAGGUGCGGAGCGGGGCUUGGCGGUGCGGCCCUCUCUGGAGAGUCUGUUGGUGGCCAGUAGCCACAUGCUGAAGGAGGUGCUGGACAGCCCCUUUGUGGACCCACUCAAGAACCUGCGGCUUCCGCGGGAGCUGAACCCCAACAAGAAGUAUAGCUGGAUGCAGAAGAAGGAAGAGCGGAUGUACGCCAUGAAGUCCUCCUUGGAGAAUAUGGAUGCCAUGGAGCUGGACUUUCGGAUGCGGCUGGCUGAGGUCCAGCGCCAGUACAAAGAGAAGCAGAGAGAGCUGGUGAAGCUGCAGAGACGCCGCGAUUCCGAGGACAGGUGCAAGGAAUCCCAUAGAAGCUUGGCACGCAGAGGCCCUGGCAGGCCGCGGAAACAGACGCACGCCCUGAGCGCCCUGUCGCCCCCCCGCAAGAGAGGGAAGAGCCGCACCAGUAGCGGAAAGCUGAGCAGCAAGUCCCUGCUGACAUCGGAUGACUAUGAGCCGGGAGCAGGGAUGAGGAAGAGACACAAGGGGCCUGAGGAGGAGCACGAUGCUCUGGCUGGGACUGGGAGGCCUCGAGGGAGGAGCCAGCUUUGGGACGAGCACGAAGCCUCCUCGGACUUCGUGAGUCAGCUAAAGAUUAAGAAGAAGAAGAUGGCCAGCGACCAGGAGCAGUUGGCCAGCAAGCUGGACAAGGCCCUCUCCCUCACAAAGCAGGACAAGUUGAAGUCGCCCUUCAAGUUCUCGGACAGUUCUGGGGGGAGAUCCAAAGCGAGCGGGGGCUGCGGCAGGUACUUGACACCCUACGACAGCCUGCUGGGCAAGGACAGGAAGGCGCUGGCCAAAGGCCUCAGCCUGUCUCUGAAACCCGCCAGAGAAGGUAAACACAAAAGGGCCGCCAAAGCCAGAAAGAUGGAGGUGGGGUUCAAGGCCAGAGGCCAGCCCAAGUCGGCCCACUCCCCGUUCGCCUCGGAAGUGAGCAGCUUCUCCAACAAUACGGACUCAGAGGAAGAUGAAGAAUUCCUGAAGGACGAGUGGUCUGCCCAGGGCCCUUCCAGCUCCAAGCUGACAUCGUCCCUCCUAUGCGGAAUGGCGGUGAAGACUGGCAAGCCAGCUGGGGGCCCCCAACUGACCAAGAGGGGCCUGGCGGCCGCCCGGACUCUGGAACCCAAGCCGGCCACCAGCAGGAAGCAGCCGUUUUGUUUGCUGCUUCAAGAGGUCGAGGCCCGUUCCUCCUUCAGCGAUACUUCGGAGGACUCGUUUGACCAAGAUGAGAGCUCCGAGGAGGACGAGGAGGAUGAACUGGAGGAGGAAGAGGACGAGGCUGGUGGCGGUGCUAGGCUGGGGGCCCGUGAGCGGGCCCUGUCGCCAGGCCUGGAGGAGAGCGGGCUGGGCCUGCUGGCCCGCUUUGCAGCCAGCGCCCUCCCCAGCCCCGCAGCGGGGCCGGCCCUGUCAGUGGUGCAGCUGGAGGCCAAGCAGAAGGCCCGGAAGAAGGGGGAGCGGCAGAGCCUGAUGGGCACAGAGUUUGAGUACACGGACUCAGAGAGUGAGGUCAAGGUGCGGAAGCGGUCGCCUGCUGGGCUGCUGCGGCCCAAGAAGGGACUGGGGGAGCCAGGCCCCUCCCUGGCUGUGUCCGCGUCUGCGCCCAGCGCUCGUGGGCCUGGCCCCACCAGCCCUGAUAAGGCCAAACUGGCGGUGGAGAAGGGGCGCAAGGCCCGCAAGCUGCGGGGCCCCAAGGAGCCUGGCUUCGAGGCCGGGCCAGAGGCCAGUGACGAUGACCUGUGGACGCGACGGCGCAGUGAGCGCAUUUUCCUGCAUGAUGCCUCGGCCGCAGCCCCAGCUCCCAGCAGCGCAGCCCCUGUUGUCGCCAAGCCUGGCCGCUGCAGCAAGGGUGGCCCGCUGAGCCCUCGCAAGGAUGCCGGCCGCGCCAAGGACAGGAAGGACCCCAGGAAGAAGAAGAAGGGGAAGGAGGCUGGAUCUGGGGCUGCCUUGCCUCCGCCCCGUGUUCCUGCCCUGCCGCCUGAGGCCCGGGCCCCAAACGCCAGCUCCCCAGCUGCUGCCAAGAGGAGCAGGGCCAAGGCCAAAGGGAAGGAGGUGAAGAAGGAGAACCGGGGGAAAGGGGGAGCUGUGAGUAAGCUGAUGGAGAGCAUGGCAGCUGAGGAGGACUUUGAGCCCAACCAGGACUCCAGCUUCUCUGAGGAUGAGCACCUGCCACGUGGUGGGGCUGUGGAACGGCCGCUGACCCCGGCCCCAAGGUCCUGCAUCAUUGACAAGGAUGAGCUGAAAGACGGGUUGCGUGUGCUCAUCCCCAUGGACGACAAGCUGCUGUACGCUGGGCAUGUGCAGACGGUGCACUCGCCAGACAUAUACCGUGUGGUGGUGGAGGGCGAACGCGGGAACCGGCCCCACAUCUACUGUCUGGAGCAGCUGCUGCAGGAGGCGAUCAUUGAUGUGAGGCCGGCCUCCACCCGCUUUUUGCCACAAGGGACCAGGAUCGCAGCCUAUUGGAGCCAGCAGUACCGUUGCCUCUACCCAGGCACUGUGGUCCGAGGCUUACUGGGCCUUGAGGACGAUGGGGACCUGAUCACCGUGGAGUUUGAUGACGGGGACACAGGGAGGAUUCCCCUCUCCCAUAUCCGCCUCCUGCCUCCUGACUAUAAGAUCCAGUGUGCUGAACCAUCUCCAGCCCUCCUGGUGCCGAGCGCCAAGCGCCGUAGCCGGAAGACCAGCAAAGAUACUGGGGAUGGCAAAGAUGGGGGUGCUCCGGGGUCCGAGGAACCCAGCGCCAAGGCGAGAGGGCGCGGGCGCAAACCCAGCACCAAAGCCAAGGAUGAGAGAGCUGCUGUCCUAGAGGAGGGGGGCUCAACAGAUGAGGUCUCCAGCACCCCACUGGCCCUGGAACCAGUCAGUACCCCGACUUCCAAGAAGAGCCCCCCAGAGCCUGUGGACAAGCGGGCCAAGGCCUCCAAGGCUCGCCCAGCAGCCCCGCAGCCCAGCCCAGGGCCAUCCCCCUUUGCCAGCUGCCCAGCUCCUGAGCCCUUUGGGGAGCUGCCGGCCCCCGCCACAGCCCUGGCCCCUGCCUCCCUUGUCAGCAUGCCCAUCACCAUGCCGGCCACCCGCCCCAAGCCCAAGAAGGCCCGGGCCACAGAGGAGUCGGCCAGCAAGGGCAUCCGGAGGCCGGGGGAGGAGGCCGAGCCGCUCGUCAAGCUGGACCAUGAGGGUGUGACGUCGCCCAAAAGCAAGAAGGCCAAGGAGGCCCUGCUUCUGCGGGAGGAGCCCAAGAGCCUCCUGGGUCUGGGCAGCCACCCCCCGGCCGCCGGCGGCAGCGAGCCCAGGGCGGCCCGGCCCCAGGCCGGGGAGGGCGACGAGGCCCAGGAGCCCGCGGCCAGGCUCGCGUUCGAGGAGCCGGGGAAGGCCGGGAGCCCAGGCGGGGGCCGGGCCGCGCAGGACGGGGCCGAGGAGUCCGAGAGCGGCAGCAGCGACAGCGGCGGCAGCAGCUCGGAGACGGAGGGCGAGGAGGCCGGCCGGGGCGGCGGGGGCCGGAGCCGCAGCGCCCCCAGCUCCAGGGCGUCCUCGUCCUCCUCGUCCUCCUCGUCCUCGUCCUCGUCGUCCUCGUCCUCCUCGUCCUCGUCCUCGUCCUCCUCGUCCUCCUCGUCGUCGUCCUCGUCCUCGUCGUCCUCCUCGUCCUCGUCCUCGUCCUCGUCCUCGUCCUCCUCGUCCUCCUCCUCGUCCUCCUCGUCCUCCACCACAGACGACUCCUCCUGCAGCUCGGACGACGAGGCGGCGCCUGGCCCCGCGGCCGGCCCCUCCGCCCCGCCCGCCCUCCCCGGCACGGCGCCCAAGCGGGCCGGCAAGGCGCGCCCCUCGGCCCACUCGCCCAGCAAGAAGGCGCUGGCGCCCCCGCCCCAGGCGCCCCCGCCGCAGCCCCCGCAGCCCCCCCAGCCCAAGGCCCAGGCCGGGUCCGCGGCCAAGAGCCGGCCCAAGAAGAGGGAGGGCGUCCACCUUCCCACCACCAAGGAGCUAGCCAAGCGGCAGCGCCUGCCGUCCGUGGAGAACCGGCCCAAGAUCGCCGCCUUCCUGCCUGCCCGGCAGCUCUGGAAGUGGUUCGGCAAGCCCACCCAGCGCCGUGGCAUGAAGGGCAAGGCCCGCAAGCUCUUCUACAAGGCCAUCGUGCGUGGCAAGGAGAUGAUCCGCAUUGGGGACUGCGCCGUGUUCCUGUCGGCCGGCCGCCCCAACCUGCCCUACAUCGGUCGCAUCCAGAGCAUGUGGGAGUCAUGGGGCAGCAAUAUGGUGGUCCGCGUCAAGUGGUUCUACCACCCCGAGGAGACCAGCCCCGGCAAGCGCCUCCACGAGGGCCAGCCCUGGGACCAGAAGUCUGGGCGCAGCCUCCCCGCAGCCCUGCGGGCCUCCAGCCAGAGGAAGGACUUCAUGGAGCGUGCCCUGUACCAGUCCUCCCACGUGGAUGAGAACGAUGUGCAGACUGUGUCGCACAAGUGCCUGGUCGUGGGCCUGGAGCAGUACGAGCAGAUGCUCAAGACCAAGAAGUACCAGGACAGCGAGGGCCUGUACUACCUUGCGGGCACCUAUGAGCCCACCACGGGCAUGAUCUUCUCCACUGACGGCGUUCCUGUGCUCUGCUGAGUGCCCGGCACCCUGCCAGCUGCCUUGUGCCCUGAGGGCUACCAGGGCCCCUCAUCAUCACUGCCACGGCUCAGGGGCACGUGCGUUGGUUGUGUGCAUGAAAGUGUGCCCGUGGAUGCCCUGGCGCACGUGAGUGUGUACAUGUGUGUGCCUGUAUGCAUGCACAUGUGUGCACACAUGUGCACACAUCUCCAGCCCCCCUUCCCAAAUCCCUCUGUGCCCCCCGAGACAGGGGCUCCUCUCAGCUAUCAGGGUAUGGCUCUGCUGGGCCCUUUCCGGGAGCCUCCCCUCCAGCACCUUGUAAGCACUUGGCCAGGCCAGGCCCUCAGACCCGGGUGCCCCCAGGCUGAUGCUGACUGCAGACUCAGUGGGAGAGGGUUUCUGAGGAACCAAACUGAUGCCCGCUCUGGGGUUCCUGCUGCUCACGGGUCCCCCCAGGACCUCAGCACAGAGCUCACCCCAAGCUCCCACUGUGGAGCAGGGCGGUCCCAUGCCCAUCAGCCUCACCGGCCAGGCCGGGCCUUCCCGGGGUUCCUUCCAGGGACCCGGCCUCUGCCCUCUCAGGAUGGCCUGCACUUGGGGACAGAGCCAAGUGAGGGUGGAGCCCAGGAGCACUGGCCAGGCACCAGGUGGAGGGGGCUGCAUGCCCUGAGGCCCUGGCCCACCUGCCGCCUCCAGACCCUCACACUACAGACAACCCCAAUGGUGCUGAAACCCUCGCCCUGGCCACACCCCUGGCCCCUCUGCCCAGGCUGCAACCAGCCCUGAGGGAGGCGGCAGUUCUCAACCUGUACAGUUUUAUUGUACCGAGAGACUCUUCCCCCCUGUAUCAUACGCCUUUAAAUGGAGUCAACUUUUUAAUUAUAUAUAUAAAGAUAAAUAUAUAUAAAUAUAUAUAAAUAUAAACUUUUUAAAACUGUGAAAAAAAUAGCUAUGAAAUUAUAAAAAAAAGCGAACACAUUCUGACGUGCAGAAUAUUAUUUUUUAUUUCCUGUUAGAUUGUGAGUGUCUAGCACCCAGCUUCACGGGCCCCCCUCACCCCAAGCACACCCCACCCCUAGUGCAGCCCAGGUGUACUGUGUGCCCCCAGGACGACGGAGAAGGAGUCAGGGAGAGUAGAAGUGGAGGGAGGGAGAGGACCAGCCGAGUGCAGCGGCCCGCUCGGCCCUGAGAGCACUUACCAGCCCCACCCCCGUGCCUUUCAGGGGGCGGAGGCCUCGUCCAGACAAUCUUAAGGGAAGGAAAAGCCAGACUUCGGUUUAGUUUUUUGGGGGAAUUGUUUUCCUUUUUGUUUUUUAAGUUUCUUUUGGAAUUUUGUUUGUUGGCGAAUUCUGUGUGAUCUUUUUUCAUAAAAAAGAAAAGAAAAAAGAAAAAGCUAUAAUUGGAAAAGUA
Manis pentadactyla (Chinese pangolin) is the source of this 11902-nucleotide messenger RNA. RefSeq names its product trinucleotide repeat containing 18 (gene TNRC18). Bases 1628 to 10510 code for a protein of 2960 amino acids. The transcript is spliced from 30 exons. Lineage: Eukaryota; Metazoa; Chordata; Mammalia; Pholidota; Manidae. The record is from RefSeq and is a predicted model, not a curated record. Gene Ontology annotation, molecular function: chromatin binding.